GUCGCCUGCAACGUUACUUGCAGACAGCAUACGCUCAACCUCACGGCUUUGGACAGUCUCGCUAUCGGUUUGCACGCCAUGAAGACAUCAAAGCGCAAGUCACGAGCUCGGAAAGCUACCUACAUUGCAUUCGGCUUAGUCGUGCUAGCUACCGCGUCGUGCGCGAACGCAGAGGUUAUCUCCAAUGAUCCGCGAACAGACCAGCUCAUAGACCCCGCAACGGAAGCUGCGCGAGCCUACAAGCAGGCUAUGCUGACACUAUCCCACAUGAACGCACAUCCUUAUGCGUAUCGGGAAGAGACACCGCAUGUCCCGUAUGGUGCGCAGGGGUACCCGACGUCGUUUUGGUCUGUACUCCUGCCAAACAUGCAAGGCCAAGGGCCCAUUGCCAGUGCUAUGCGGAUAGCGCUGAAGCUUCGACACCAGACAUGGAUACCCUCGUUUGUGACGAAGUUCUUGGGGAAGGAGCUUGGUGGAGGGCGCAAGAAAGAGGAGGAGCUGCAGAGCAAAGCUGUCAAGGUUUUGGACCUUCUGCAGCAUGCCGCAGAGUUAGGGCACACAGACGCGUUAUAUGCGCUUUCUCAGCUGUACUUGCUCCCGCCAAAUAACUUCUUCCCUGCAGAGUCGGCCCUAGCCUACGAAGCCCUCAAUAAUCACGCGUCCAUCACUGGCAAUGCAUCUUCACAAGCUCUGCUUGGCUUCUUCCAUGCUACUGGCUACCACGACUCAGUGCCAGUUGACCAGGCCAAGGCUCAACUAUACCUUACCUUCUCUGGACACGGCGGACACAAGGGCGCCCAAAUGGCCAUGGGAUAUCGCUAUUGGAGUGGCAUUGGUGUUGCAGAAGACUGCAUGACGGCGCUCGGCUGGUACGAGCAAGCUGCAGAACAAGCUAUCGCAAAGUUCAUGUCGGGUCCUCCAGGUGGCAGGACUCUUCCACUAAUACCUCCGCGCUUAUCUGACCUCGAAGGCGGCGUGUAUGGCCCUGGAGCAAGUGUGGCGUCCACCGGCUUGAAUGCUGCUCGGCCUGUAAUUAAAACUGCCAACGCACGUGCUGCUGGCGAGACUUGGGAUGAUCUUCUGGAGUAUUAUUCAUUCAAUGCAGACCGUGGCGAGGUCGACUUUGCCUACCGCUUGGGCAAGAUCUUUUACCAAGGCAGCAUAUACGGCUCUCUCGGUGGUAUUGCUUCUGGGGGAGACGGUGCAAGCAGAGUACAGCGUGAUUUUCACACCGCGAGGCACUACUUUCUCCACAUCGCCCGCCAAGUCUGGCCCCGAGACCCUGCCAACCCUAAGCAAGCCCAGCCAUCAUCAAAAGAAGAACGGGUGCCGAAUGCCGGUUACGCUGCGCUAGCUGCUGGCUAUAUCGGGCGAAUGUUACUGCGUGGCGAAGGCAUGAAGCAGGAUCCCGUCAUGGCGAAGCUGUGGUUCGAGCGGGGCGCUGAGUACGGUGAGAAGGAAUCUUUCAACGGCUUGGGCAUCAUAUGGCGCGAUGGGCUGGUGGAUGGAAAGAAAGAUAUACAAAAGGCCAUGGCGUACUUUCAGGCGGCGGCCAGUCAAGAGCUUGCUGAGGCUCAGGUACAACUUGGCAAAUAUCACUAUGCGCGCAGUGAGCUCAAGCUUGCUACCGCUUUCUUCGAGGCCGCCAUCCGCCAAGGUUCACCCUUUGAAGCGUACUACUAUCUUGCCGACAUCCAGGCCCGUAUCGCCCGAAGCCCGACUACUCCUCCUGAUAUUGCAGGCAGCUCUUGUGCAAUUGCCGUCUCUUUCAGCAAACUCGUUGCAGAGCGCGGCAUCUGGGAAGAGAACCUGCUUCGCGAUGCCGAAGUUGCGUGGAGCUCCGGCACGACGCGGGGGAAGGAGCUUGCGAUGCUGAAGUGGUGGGUCGCUGCUGAACGCGGCUUCGAGGUCGCGCAGAACAAUCUCGCGUUCGUUCUUGAUCAAGACAAAAGUAUCCUCCGCUUCACGAGAUUCGCGCCCUACUUUCCUUCAAAUGACACCGCUCGCCUGGCUCUAACUCAAUGGACGCGUUCCGCCGCCCAACGGAACAUUGAUGCGCUGGUCAAAGUUGGGGACUACUACUACCAUGGUCUCGGCGUUCCAGACGAGCCGGCAUCAAUCCGCUACGAGAAGGCUGCAGGGUACUAUCAGUCUGCUGCCGAUACUCAGAUGAGCGCGCUAGCGAUGUGGAAUUUGGGAUGGAUGUACGAGAUGGGCAUGGGUGUCCCGCAGGACUUCCAUCUUGCCAAGCGCCAUUACGACUUGGCAUUAGAGACGAACAGCGAAGCGUAUGUACCUGUAAUCAUCUCGCUUGUUAAGCUGCACGCGAAGAGCUUGUGGUAUGCCCUGCUGGGCGGGCCGGACAACCUAAACCUGUGGAAUUACGAUUUGGAAGAAGAGCAAGCCGUCCAGGCCGCGACUGGCUACUACGAGAUUGACGAGGGCCAGAGUGCCCAGUCAGAAGACAUUUAUCAUGCUGAGGAGGAAGAUGGACCGUGGUACCCUGGCCGAGCUCGCGAAGAGUUUAAUCGUCGCCGUCGAGGACAAGACCGGGCAGAUAUCAAUGAAGACGAUGACCCAGUACAGUGGGCAAGAAACCGGAGGCGAGAAGAGAGCGAACGUGAGGGCGAUUUCGGACCCGAAGACUAUUUUGAAGGUGCUUUGCGUGGUGGCUAUCGCGGCGAAGAAGAGGUUGACCAGUUGAUCGAGACCAUGGCCUUGGUGCUCCUAUGCGUGACAGUGUCGGUGCUGCUAUACAUUCGUAGACGGUGGGUAGAGCGUCUUCGGCGAGAAGAACAACAGAGGCAACGGCAGCAGCAGCAAGGGGCUGUGCAAGGCAACGGAGCUGCCCGGCCGCCUCAGGCUGGCGGACUGUACCCAGCUCCGAGAGAUCCUCCUCGUGAACAAUGGCCCGGUGGUGUCCAAUAGUUCCCUUAUGUUGCUUGCUCUGCUGUAUACAUCUUCACAAACAAAGUGCUUGGAAG
This is a messenger RNA of Phanerochaete carnosa HHB-10118-sp, 2984 nucleotides long. RefSeq lists its product as uncharacterized. Gene Ontology annotation, molecular function: protein binding. Bases 79 to 2928 code for a protein of 949 amino acids. The transcript has 10 exons. Gene Ontology annotation, biological process: ERAD pathway. The record is from RefSeq and is a predicted model, not a curated record. Lineage: Eukaryota; Fungi; Basidiomycota; Agaricomycetes; Polyporales; Phanerochaetaceae. Gene Ontology annotation, cellular component: endoplasmic reticulum membrane.